AGAUAUUGAAAAGUACAAUGAUUUAAUACCAUAAGAAAAGCCUGAUAAUGCCAAAAGCACCUCCAAGAAGACCUGCCCAUAGGGAUGCCAGAGAUGCGUCUGUUGCUCUGUCUGGUAGUAUCCACAAGGUCAGAAAGAGAAUAAGAGAUAUAGAGAGAUUAUUGAAGAGAGAAUCGAUUCCUGCUGAUAUCAGAGUUGACAAAGAAAGAGAAUUGAAAGCAUUGAAUGUGACUCUCGAUGACGCUGCACAUGACCAGAAAAUAAAGAAGAUAGCUAAGAAGUACCAUAUGGUUCGGUUUUUCGAAAGAAAGAAGGCAAUUAGAAAACUAAAACAGGCUGUUAAACAGUAUGAUUCUGCCGUUGAAACAGAAGUUAAGAAAGAUAUUAAGAAGGCAAGAAAAGUGGUUAAACAUUGUCAAGUAGAUGUUGCCUAUGUGGUUUUAUUUCCUAAGGAUGAAAAAUAUAUAUCGUUGUAUCCAAAUUCCGAACCUCAAGAUAUAUCGAAUCCAAAAGUUAAAAAGGGUAUUCAACAAGCCGAGGAGAGAUCAAGAAGCUUCAAGAAGUAUGUUGAAUCUUUAAUCGAUCAAGAGAAAUUGCCCUUCUCUCUUGAUGAUGCAGUUGCAGGAAAGACUAUCUACGUCGAUGAAAAGAGAAAUUUCGAAAAUCAAAGAGAGAUUGAUGCUCCUGAACAUGCACAAGAUGAAAAUGAAGAAGAUGAUUUCUUCGAAUGAUUCAAUUCUUAUAUAUUGUAUAUUAGUUCCCAUUUAUAUAAAUAGCAUUAUUCUAAAUCACUCUUGCAAAAGAGUAUGUUUCAUUGAAUACUUUAUAUCUAAAGCAUCAUUGAUACAUAAUAUUGUAACAUCCAUUCCUUCCAUGUCUUCUGGUAUUUCUAAUACACAUGAAACUUUACCCUUCUUUCCCAUCAACUUAGGAGAGGCUCUUUUAACAAGCAAAAGUUCAUCUUUUUCUUGAUUACAGAUAAUUAUGAACCAACUUUCUCUUUGGGGUUUGGGGAAAUGUGGGCAGUACAUCUUGAAGUCACGGUUCAAUGCGUGGUUAUCGUGAAG
Messenger RNA from Hyphopichia burtonii NRRL Y-1933, 1067 nucleotides. RefSeq lists its product as uncharacterized. Gene Ontology annotation, cellular component: preribosome, small subunit precursor; nucleolus. The coding region runs from base 48 to 731 and encodes 227 amino acids. NCBI's taxonomy places the organism in Eukaryota, Fungi, Ascomycota, Pichiomycetes, Serinales, Debaryomycetaceae. Gene Ontology annotation, biological process: maturation of SSU-rRNA from tricistronic rRNA transcript (SSU-rRNA, 5.8S rRNA, LSU-rRNA). The transcript has a single exon. The record is from RefSeq and is a predicted model, not a curated record.